Chinchilla lanigera (long-tailed chinchilla) is the source of this 2817-nucleotide messenger RNA. RefSeq names its product KIAA0226-like ortholog (gene Rubcnl). Bases 387 to 2570 code for a protein of 727 amino acids. The record is from RefSeq and is a predicted model, not a curated record. Gene Ontology annotation, biological process: autophagosome-endosome fusion; autophagosome-lysosome fusion; autophagosome maturation. Gene Ontology annotation, cellular component: autophagosome membrane; intracellular membrane-bounded organelle. The transcript has 15 exons. Gene Ontology annotation, molecular function: phosphatidylinositol phosphate binding. NCBI's taxonomy places the organism in Eukaryota, Metazoa, Chordata, Mammalia, Rodentia, Chinchillidae.
GGAGAGGGUGCUCGGCGGGAAUCUCAGGGUGGGUCGGGCAGUGUCAGGGGCCCUUUGGAUAGUGUAGAAAGGGCGUCCACACGCGGACGUGGAUUUUUGCGGUGUGGAGUUUGCAAAGCGAGGGCAACCCUGUGCUCGGAGUGGGUCGCGGAGGGCGCAGGAGAGGAGCCUCGGGCGCUGUAGGCUGCACCGCCUCCUGUGAGUCCGAAGCCCGAGCUGGGGCAAGACCCCGUGCGCUCUUCCGGAAUGCGUGGUUUUCUCGGCUCCGAGCUCCGAGACGAGCACAGAGCUGAAGCCUGCAGACUCUUCUCUACCCAGUUCAACCCUGUGGAGAUGUCGUGCUAGAAAAACAGAUAUUUUGCUGCUUAACCGAGCUGAAUUGGAGCAUGAAAGUGGAAUUGAACUCACGACCUUGCACUUGCCGGGCAGGAGCUGUGCCGGCCAGCGCUUCAGACCUCCAGCUAGCUGGCCAUGUGGUGAGCUCAAGGACAGCAUUGGGUAGGACGACAGCCAUCAGAGAGCUCCUCCUGUCUGUUCUGAAGGGUUCCCAUUGGCUCCAGCCUGGCAGGAUGGUGUCACAGUCCAUGGGCUGGCGGGAUUCUCCUGUGAUCCCCUGGGAAAGGAUCAGCCAUGACUCUGGGGACAAUGACAGUUCAGCGAGAUUCCAGGACAUGGGGCCUUCUCCUUGCCAGUUAGAUGUCAGGUUCACAAGGCACAAAGCUGCCUGGAUUAUGCCCCCGUGUGUGCAGCAACCACUGCAGGACUUGGCCCCCCAGCUACAAACAGCAAGGAACAGUGAGAAGCACUCUGUGGCCCAUGCUGCCUCUCCCUUGGGCCCUUUGCUGCUGUCCCUCAAUGACCUGGCAGAGACAUCAUUACCUGAGGAUACCAUGGACUUUGUGGGCAGAAGCACUGCCCAUGGUUCAGGAGAAAGCAGUAACAGCUUCUCCUUGGCCUCCACAGAAGAGCCAAUGGCACUCCCAGGAGAGUCUCAGCAGGCAUCUCUGUCCACAGAGACAUCUCUGUCCAACAUUUUGACCACUUCCCCGUUGUCUGGGGUUGACAGUGCUGUGUCUGAGUCUUCCCACUUGACAGCUUCUGAGGAUGAAGGUGCUAUGCAAGGCAGUAGAAGAGCCAUUUCUUUGAAUUCCUUUCCACCUGAGGUAUUUGUGCUGCCUGUGGACAUAGAAAAGGAAAAUGCCCACUUUUAUGUUGCAGAUAUGAUUAUAUCAGAAAUGGAGAAAAUGAAGUGUAGCAUUCUGAGUCAGCAGCAGACACAGAUCUGGGGCACAGCUGAAGCCAGCGGGUCACUUGGGGAUGAUCAAGCUCACUCUGAAGCCACUUUCUACACUCAUAUGAAGCAAGAGUCUGGGUCUUCCACUUCUUCAGACAGUGGCUGUGAAGGUUGUGCUGUGUUACAGGUCAGCCCAAUGGCUGAAGUACGUUGUUACAGUAAGGUGCUCAAAGAGGCCAGCAAAUGUGACCUGGAUGAAUUAGCCAUUUUAAAACUUGAAGAAUUUAAUGAUAUUAUAGAAACUCAUAGAUGUUCCUGCAGCUCCUCUACAAGUGUUACUUAUGAUCCAGACUUCAGUUCUGCUGAGCGAUUAGCCAGAGAGUUGUACCAAGUAUUCUGGAAGUCCUGGAAGUUUUCAGUAGUCAGUUAUCAGCUGGCAGGUUCCCUGAAGGCAGCUAGCUCAAUAGUUGUAAAUGAAGAACAUGUUCGAAAAGACUUUGAGUCCAGUAUGGAUGUAGUACAGGAAAUUAAACUUAAGUCUAGAAUCAGAGGAACUGAAGACUGGGUGCCCCCUAGAUUUCAAAUCAUAUUUGAUAUUCAUCCACCAGUCAAGAGAGAGCUGGGAGUGGUAGCCCAGAAUUUUUUCUGUGCUGGCUGUGGAACUCUGAUAGAGCCUAAGUUUGUGAAGAGGCUCAGGUACUGUGAGUACCUGGGAAAGUAUUUCUGUGACUUCUGCCACUCCUACUCGGAAUCCUGCAUCCCUGCGCGGAUCCUGGUGAUGUGGGACUUCAGGAAGUACUAUGUCAGCAACUUCUCCAAACAGCUGCUCGACCACAUAUGGCACCAGCCCAUUUUCAACUUGCUGAGCAUCAGCCACAACCUCUCCACAAAAGCCAAGGAACUGGACAGGGUGAAGGACAUCCAGGAGCAGCUUUUUCAUAUCAAGAAACUGUUGAAGACUUGCAGGUUUGCUGACAGCGCAUUAAAGGAGCUUGAGCAAGUGCCCAGACACUUGACUGAUGAGCUCCACCUGUUCUCCCUGGAGGACCUCGUCAGGACCAGGAAAGGGCUGCUGGCGCCCUUGCUCAGGGAUGUUCUGAAAACUUCCUUGGCACACGUGGCUGGCUGUGAGCUGUGUCAAGGAAAGGGCUUCAUUUGUGAAUUUUGCCGGAGUACAACUAUCAUCUUCCCAUUUCAGACUGCAAUAUGUAGAAGAUGUUCAGCAUGCCAGGCUUGCUUUCACAAACACUGCUUCCAGUCCUCAGGCUGCCCACGGUGUGCACGGAUCACAGCUCGGAGAAGACUUCUGCAAGGUUUGCCGUUGACAGCUACAUGAUAUUCAACAGUCUUGUGGAAAAGACUGUUAAACAUGUCUUAUGUAAUAGCCAUUUGUAUCUUAUUAUCAGUCAUAUUGCUUUAGGCACCAAGAUUCUCCUCAUUUUAUAUAUUUGAUGUUUUAGAAGAAUGCAGUCUUUGUUAUUAAGCAGAGUUGUUACUAAUGGUGUUGUUUACAAAUGUUUGACAUUUUUGCUCCUAUUGAGUUUUAUAAAAAUAAACUUGUUUUUGAUACUUUUAAAAUUUCA